This is a messenger RNA of Alosa alosa (allis shad), 4394 nucleotides long. RefSeq names its product ceramide kinase (gene cerk). The transcript is spliced from 13 exons. Gene Ontology annotation, molecular function: kinase activity. The record is from RefSeq and is a predicted model, not a curated record. Lineage: Eukaryota; Metazoa; Chordata; Actinopteri; Clupeiformes; Clupeidae. Bases 240 to 1940 code for a protein of 566 amino acids.
UGAAACCCUCUUCGCCUGCUUUUGCUCCGAGAAAACCGCUAGAACUACGUGGCUAAUCAAAAACGCAACGCGUGAGACGAGCAAAUAAGGUUAAUAUCGAAUGUAGAUCCGGUGUACAGUGAACACGGUGAUUGAUUUCACGGACAUGCAGCUCAUCACUUCACAAAUGGGGGAAUGUAGAUAACAAGCGUUCUCUCCAUCCUAUGCCAUUUGCUGGGACUCGAUAAAGUAGCUAGCUAAUGGAAAAGCCACCAAGACUACUGUUAUCGCGGCUAUGGCUGCAAAACAGGGUAUACGAUGUCACUUUAAACAGCGUUGUUUUCGCCUGGAAGGAGACAGAACCUAACAAAAAACGUCCACCAGGAAGCAGCUGGAACACCUGCAAAGCUGCUGGCAGCCACAGUGUUCCUGUGUGCGAGAUAAUAGCUGUCCAGGAGACAGCCGAGGAGGUUCAGAAGAAGAAUGCUGGGAAAUGGCACAGAGUUCCCCGUAGCCCCGAGGAGUCCUAUCAGCCGCCGGCAUUUACAGUAUUCUAUGUGGACAGAAGCAGGCAGCACCGCUGGCGAUGCAGAAGUGUCACUUUCCAUUGUCCAGACUGGGGACUCUGUCAGCAGUGGAUCCAGACCAUAGAGGAGCAGCUCUUUCUCUUGACCUACAGACCGAAGCGCUUGCUGGUGUACAUCAAUCCCUUUGGAGGAAAACAACAAGGGAAGCGGAUUUACGACCAGAAAGUUGCCCCAAUCUUUUCCCGUGCCUCAAUUUCCACUGAUGUGAUUGUUACAGAGCGAGCUAAUCAUGCAAGGGACCACUUGAAAACAGAUGCUGAUCUUAAGAAAUAUGAUGGUGUUGUUUGUGUUGGCGGUGACGGCAUGUUCAGUGAGAUUGUUCAUGGCCUGAUAUCAAGGACGCAGUGCGACUCAGGCGUGGAUCAGAAUUGUCCAGAAGAGACUCUUGUCCCGUGUGACAUUCGGAUUGGCAUCAUUCCCGCAGGCUCAACCGACUGUAUCUGCUAUGCAACAGUGGGCGCUAAUGACCCUGUGACUUCUGCCUUGCACAUCAUCGUGGGAGACUCCCAGCCUAUAGAUGUCUGUUCGGUUCACCACAACAACACAUUCCUCAGAUACUCUGUCUCUCUGCUGGGGUAUGGUUUCUAUGGAGAUCUUCUGAUAGACAGCGAGAGGAAGCGCUGGAUGGGUCCGACUAGAUAUGACAUCUCAGGUGCCAAGACAUUUCUGUCACAUCACUACUAUGAGGGAACAGUGUCUUUCCUACCAGUCACAGACAAUGUGGGAUCUCCAAGAGACAAGUUUAGAUGCCGAUCGGGAUGCCACGUCUGCCAGCACAGCGGACACCUUCCUUUGGAGGAGAAGCAGAUAUGUGAGCAAGAGGAGGAGGAGGGGGAGGACAGUGUGUCAGAGAUUGGACAUAAGGAUGUCUGGAGAGUUAUUCGGGGGAAGUUCUUGGCCAUCAACGCUGUGAGUAUGAGCUGUGCUUGUCCAAGAAGCCCCAAAGGCUUGUCACCAGCUGCACACCUGUCCGAUGGCACCACUGACCUCAUCCUCGUCCACAAAUGUUCCCGCGUGAACUUCCUACGCCACCUGCUACGCCACACCAACAAAAAAGACCAGUUUGAUCACUCUUUUGUGGAGGUUCACCGCGUGCGACGGUUCCGCUUCAUGCCCAAGCACCAGGAGGUGGAUUCGGAGGUGGACUCGGAGCCGGACCUGCGGGAGCGAGGGAAGGGCCUGUUCGGCCAGAUCUGCCGUGACCAUCCGGCUUGCGACUGCGCCCCUGCCCACAGCACCUGGAGCUGUGAUGGCGAGACUCUGCCUCACACUGCCAUUCAAGUCAGCGCACACCGUCAGCUGAUCAAGCUGUUUGCCAGAGGGAUCGAGGAGCAGCCCGUCUUCGAGGACUCCACCGGCGUGUGCUCCGCGUAGACUUGCUGACCACACGCACCUCCGACAUGCUGGACCAUUACGGAAUCUCUGAACAUGGCACACUGUUACACAGCUGACCUAUAGCAGCAGAAGACCAUUUCUCCUCAGCCUCAGAUAGCUAAGGUCAUGUAGCAUCACUCUUAAUGCCUCCUCACAGUCUGGCAUGUUGUUCUUGACAGUAAUCUUGCAGCUAGUCUAUUUGGACAUCAUUUCCAUUGAUAAAGGCACCAUUGUUGCGUCCCUGUGGCACAGCCUGUGAGACAAAGAGUGCACUGUAGACUUCCACCGAGAAAUCGGCUCCAGCUUCAGUAGAAGUGCAUUUGAAAACAAGGUUUCUUUGCUCAGUGGUUUCCCCUUGUGUUUCACCUGUGGUGUGAGAUGCACUGCCUCUUCUAGAAGUCGUUAUUAUUAGACAUUAGACACAUGCUCCCUGCGGAGUUUGUCUUCCUUUAACCGUGCAGUCAAGCUGGCCUUGAUGUGUAGCAUUGUCACCCAAAGUUUAUUUUUUCCCCCUCCCUCCCCAACACUUAGGAAAGUGAAAAUGACAAAUCAAAACAAAACAAAAAAGUAAAAACAGACACCUUCAAGGUUUGUUUUGUAUGAUUUUUGCCCCAGUGUUUUGUCUGUUUGACUUGAAUGAUACAAUGUUACUCUAAGAUGAAAGUUACUGCCUCUAUGCCAAACAUAACUUCCAUUCUAUUAUGCCUGCCUGGGUUAUGAAGCUCCUAGUAUUUAAAUUGAAGUAGACGUGUGUAGAGAUGCAUUAUUUGGCUUUUAAGUUAUUUUGCUGUAGUUUCGUUCACUGACAAUGGUGUGACCCAAAAUAAAGCACCUGGGUCCAUUUUUUUAGACUUGUUUUUAGCUAAUCUCAGAACGGCAUGAUUUCAUUGCAGGAGCAGGUGAAAAGUGAUUUACUGUAUUUGUCAGCAGUACUUCUUGUCUUACGGACCAUCAGUAUUCAAGUUGGCUUCAAAUUCAGAAAGGUAGAUUAGUGCUCCACUAAAUUGAGUAGAUCUGCAAACCCCAGUGCUGUACUGUAGACUCCGGCCUAUCUGGCUGGCUCCUGAAGAGCGGGAGAUGUGUGGCGUAUCUGUGGCUUAAUGAUGCUGCGUGGCAGGGCUCCAGGAGCACCGGAGAGCUGCCUCCAGCUUCAAACGGCUACUCUGUGUCCUCGGCACUCUUCAUCUCUUGCUGUCUAAUUUCUGUAAUUAUUGAAGAGCCCAGAAAACCUGAGGGUUAUUCUCCAGGGUGUCGCUGGGGGUUCCUGUAGUGCGUUUUGUUCCUUCACCAGUCAUUGUUUGUGCUGUAAUUUAAGUCUGUUUUGUUCCUUGACUCUCAGGAGACUUAAAGUAAUCUGUGAUUGAUGUGAAGUGGAAUUGCCUCCUCCGUGCUAUACCAUGUUGAUAUAUUUCUGCAUUUCAGAAGACUGAACAUUCCAUUGAAUAGGGCUUGUGAUUUGAGGCGGUUUAUGGCUCUCAAGGUGGCACUGUUAGUGAAAUAUCUAUGCACCCAAGCGCUGCUCCAUGGUCUCAUGACGGCAUGCUCCAGAGAGAUAAUGUGGACUCCAUCCCCUCAAUCAUGAAGCUCUGACAGGUAGAUGUCUGCCCAUGUUUGGGGAACACAUGUAAAUCACCUUCCCACCAACCUGGCUCAGCCGUUAGCCCGACACUCCCAGCGCGAGUGCAGAGUGUAUGAUAACAUUGGCAUCGGGCGAUCAGCUGUCAGCAGGCUGCCUUAUUUGUUGGAGGGCCUUGGCGGCGACGCGUGUAGCGCAGUGGCUUUGACGAGCCUGAUCACAACGACACGCUAGGCAGCCAUCUGACAGCUGCUUCUCUUGGCAGCCUCGAAUCCCCCUCAAUUUUUUCCCGACGCAACUCGCGCACAAAUUGUUUAUCCUAGUCGCCGCGAAAAUCUCUCGCAGCGCAAAACCACUCGAGCGCGCGUCGUGCUGGAGUCACGGACGCACUGCCGUCAGGCUUCAUUGUGCGUACAAAAUCCCAAAUCCAUCCGAGCGGCGUGUGUGCGCACUGGCUUCUCCGUCGUAAUGCAGUCUCCGUGUACAGCAGGUGGCUCGACACUCAUUUAUGCCACAGCGAUGCAGACUGUGGUCAGGCACUUUGUAGCACAUUAUGGCCAUUGUCAUUCGUCUCUGCCCCCUGCGGUGCUGGAGAUUGGGUGCGGUGUCCACUCAGCACUGUGGCUAAUGUGGCAGUGCUGCUCCGCAGCAAGGUCACCCUCACACAGAGAGCCUCCUGGAAGGGGCUGAGGUAGUCGGGAACUAAUGAAGGAUUAGUGAUGACUGAAAACCAACAACAAAAAACAAAACAAAAAACAUUUCAUUAUGAAGGUGUUGAGAUGGCACAAAAUGUAAUGUAUGGAACCUAUUAAGUUGAAGUGAAGUGUGAUUGUACAAUUAAAAACAAAAUGCUGAAUAAAAACUGACCUAGAACCAGC